Molecule: messenger RNA, 1400 nt
Organism: Falco peregrinus (peregrine falcon)
Lineage: Eukaryota; Metazoa; Chordata; Aves; Falconiformes; Falconidae
Product: pepsin B-like
Exons: 9
Coding region: 1-1164 (387 amino acids)
Biological process (GO): proteolysis
Molecular function (GO): aspartic-type endopeptidase activity
Source: RefSeq, a predicted model, not a curated record
AUGCGGUGGCUGGUGCUGGCCCUGCUUUGCUUCCAGCUCGGAGCUGGGUUGGUGAGGAUCCCCCUGAGGAAAGGCAAGUCCAUGAGGGAGCUGAUGAGGGACAAGGGGGUGCCGGAGGGUUCCCUGAAGAACCUCAAAGGCGACCCCGGUAGGAAAUACCAGUUCAGUAAUGCUGUGACUUACGAAGCGCUAACGAACUACCUGCAUUCCUUCUACUUUGGGGAGAUCAGCAUCGGGACCCCCCCGCAAAAUUUCCUGGUAAUCUUUGACACCGGCUCUGCCAACCUGUGGGUGCCCUCCACCUACUGCCAGGAUCCAGCCUGUGUGAAUCAUAACAGGUUCAACAGCAGCAUGUCGUCCACCUUCUCGAGCAUCGACGUGGCCUACACCCUGCGCUACGGGUUUGGUGACGUGGCGGUGGCGCUCGGGUACGACACCGUGACAAUCCAGAACAUUGUCGUCAGUAACCAGGAGUUCGGCCUGAGCCUGGAUGAGCCCAGCAGUCCCUUUUACUACCUGGACUUCGAUGGGAUUUUGGGCAUGUCUUACCCAGGCAUUGGCAUCAGUGGUUACAACACGCUGUUGCAGAACAUGAUGCAGCAGAACCAGCUCGAAGAACCCAUCUUCAGCUUUUAUUUCUCACGCAACCCGACGUAUGAGUACGGUGGGGAAGUCGUCCUCGGAGGGAUUGCCUCGCAGCUGUACACUGGGGAGAUUUUAUGGACUCCUGUGAUCCAGGAACUCUACUGGAAGAUCGGCAUUGAGGAGUUCUCCAUCGGGCAGUCGGGCACGGGCUGGUGCAGCCAAGGCUGCCAUGGCAUUGUGGACACCGGGACGUUCCUGCUGACCAUCCCAGCACAAUUCAUGUCAGAAUUCCUGCAGGCACUGGGUGCAGUGGAGAAUGACUACGGGUUCGUCGUUGACUGCAACAGCGUCCCGAGCAUGCCCACCCUCUACUUCGGCAUCAGCGGAACCCAGUUGUCGCUGCCACCCUCUAUCUAUGUCUUAAACAACGACGGCAUCUGCACCGUUGCAGUCGAGAGCACAUACGUGCCCUCUACCAACGGCCAGCCGCUCUGGAUCCUGGGCAACAUCUUCCUCCGGCAGUAUUACUCCAUCUUCGACUUGGCAAACAACCAAGUUGGCUUUGCCCUGUCAGCCUAGGGAUGCUGAGCAUCGCCCGUGGGAUAAUUUGUCCCUGCAACACUUUAUUCUCCCUUGCAUCUGUGUACAGUGAUGAGUAGGCUCCAAAUCUCCUGAAGUGAAUAAAAAGGCUACGGAUGUAACCGCCCUUGUGUCUCAUUGGGCUGCGGCUGAGCAGGAUCUGGCACAGCUCUUCCUAAUAAAACAACAAAAUCUGAGUUCAUGCUCAAGGUUUCCAAGGGCUGACUGGGCUUUCC